Molecule: messenger RNA, 3105 nt
Organism: Durio zibethinus
Lineage: Eukaryota; Viridiplantae; Streptophyta; Magnoliopsida; Malvales; Malvaceae
Product: protein involved in starch initiation 1-like
Biological process (GO): reciprocal meiotic recombination
Source: RefSeq, a predicted model, not a curated record
GACACGGUGUUGUGUCCUCAACCCUUCCCUUCGUGUUCUUCCCUUGGUCUAACUAUUACACGUGUCAUCCCUUCACACGUGCCACAUGGCAGGCACCUAUUGGUAAAUCGAUAUUAAUCUUUGAUCUCAAAAGCAGUUGAUUUCUCACUCGCCUAGUCCGUAUGCUUUCAUUCAUUAUCGGAAAUACAAAUUUCGUUUUCACUUGACUUAGGUGCUAGUUAGCCAGUGGCGUAGAAUCGUGUUCUGUCUCUGCUAACGUAAGCCUGUCUCUGUCUUUUUUAGUUUCCCUCCGAUCCCUUGCUCCAUCUUGAAGACACACCCCAUUCGUGAUAGAAGCUCCGUAUAUUUUUCGUCGAUGUUGAAGAUCAAAGGUCAGCAUUUAUUUUAUCAUGGCUAUGGGAUUAAAGGUUUGGUUUUUGUUCAAGUAAAUUAGGAUUGGAGAACGUUCUCAAGAGCUAAAACAUGGGCUUCUCUGCUGCUCUUCGCCCCAGUCUUCCAGCUACCUCUCCUCUCCAUUGCCCCAAGUUAUCAUCGGUGAGGCGUGAUUGUAAACAGAAAACACUACCUUUUUUGGCAGUGACGAAAAGGAAAGGUCAUUCUAUGCGGAUUGUAAAAUCUAUCUUAAAUAACAGCAAGUCAAGCAUUAAUGACAAUGGUGCAACUGAACCUGCAAGAAUUCUUCUUGAGAGAUUGUUUGCACAGACCCAGAAACUUGAACAAGGAAUGAGCAGAGAUGGUCAACCGCUUAAGGAUUUUCACUUGGUUCUUAGCCUUGAGACGCUGGAGUCUGAUCUACAGGCUGCUUUGACAGCCUUAAAGAAAAAGGAAGAUGAUCUGCAGGAUGCGGAAAGAACGGUUGUAUUGGAGCAAAGUCAAUUGAGCCGUGCAAAGGAUGAGUUGGAGCAACGGGAGAAAGAAAUUGCUGCUGCAUCUUCAAAGCAUGAAAAACUGGAAGAGGAGCUAAAGCAGGCAAAUCUUGCAUUCGCUUCUCAAGCCAGUCAGAUAGAAUAUUUGAAGCUUCAGCUCAAAGAACGAGACCAGGAGAUUGCUACUGCACAAUUUGCAUUGUCUACAAAAGAAGAUGAAAUGGAUAAAAUGAGAAAUGAAUUGGUGAAGAAGAGUGAGGAAGCUGCCAAGAUUGAAUCUGAACUUAAAUCUAAGUCUCAGCUCCUGAAUGAAGCCAAUGAGGUUAUGAAGAAGCAAGAAAUUGAGCUUCAAGGACUCCAAGAUGCAAUUCGAGAGAAAGAAGAGCAGUUAGAAACUUCUUUGACUCUUAGGAAACUUGAAGAGGAGAAACUGAAAGCUGCUGGGGCUAAAUUACAGCAGCGGACAAUGGAGUGGUUAUUAGCUCAAGAAGAACUGAAAAAACUGGCAGAAGAAGCAUCUAGACACACGGGAGAAGCUAGUGAAACCUUCAAUGAUUUCAGAAAAGUGAAGCAACUACUUUCUGAUGUGAGGUCUGAGUUGGUUUCUUCUCAGAAAUCGCUGGCAUCAUCCAGACAACAAAUGGAACAACAAGAGCAGUUAUUGAAAAAGCAACUGGAAGAGCUUGAAGAGCAGAAGAAAAGUGUUGCAUCAUACAUGGGAAGUUUGAAAAAUGCCCAGAUAGAAGUUGAGAGUGAGAGAGUGAAGCUUAGAGUUGUGGAAGCUCGAAACAAGGAGCUUGAACGGGAUUUAUCUAUGGAGAGGGAACUGAUAGAAGAGUUACAGCAGGAGUUGAAGAAAGAGAAAUCUUCACUUAAGCAGGCUAUUGAGGAUGCCUCUUUUCUUAGACAGAAGGUAGAGCAGAAGAAUGCUGAGUUUGGUGAAAUGAGCAAUGUUCUGCAAAUUAAAGAAGCAGAUUUGGUGGAGGCUAAGCUUGAAAUCCAGCAUCUGAAAUCUGAGCAGGCUGCUCUUCAGCUUAUCUCGGAGGAGAAAGACCUCGAACUCUCCAAGGCCAGGAAGAAGUUAGAGCAAGUAAAUCAGGAGAUUGCAGAGCUGAAGAUGCUUCUGAGCAGUAGAGAAAAUCAGCUAAUUCAAGCGACUGCUUUAUUGAAGGAAAAAGAUGAACAUGUUCAGAGAGUACAAGAUGAACUGAAUGACACAAAGAUGAAAUUCUCUGAAGCUGAAACUGUGAUAGAACGAAUAGUAGAACUCACUAACAGAUUAGUUAUCUCUGUUAAAGAUGAAGACAAUAAUGUAUUGAGGCCUGUUGAUGAAGUGGGCCAUGAAUUAAUGCAUCAGCUGGUAGAUAGGCCUUCUAAUGAUUUCAGAUUGCAGAAAAAACAGCUUGAAACGGAACUCAAAUUCACCAAAGAGAGCUUAAAAGUUAAGGAAAUGGAAGUUCUUGCUGCACAGAGGGCUCUCACAAUUAAAGAUGAGGAGCUCAAAAUGGUUCUUGAGAGGUUGGAGGCCAGGGAAAAAGAACUACAAAGGCUAAAGGAAGAAAUGGUUGAAGAUGCCAAUGAUCUGAGGAAGCUUUAUGCUUUGGCACAAGAGAGAAUUGGGGAGAAAAGUGUUGGUGACUUGGCUAUUGAGAAGCUUCAACUUGAGGCAGCUCAACUGGAAGUUGAAGCUGCCACCAGCGCCCUUCAAAAACUAGCAGAAAUGAGCUGGGAACUCUUGAAUAAAGCUAGCAUGAGUGUUGAGGCUGACUCUGAUACCAGUAUCUUCCUGCAAAGUAGUUCUAAUCCUAUGAUUAACAUGAUUGAAAACAAUGAAUGCUUCACCGAGGUUAAAACAGGAGUAGCCAGGCUUUCAGCUUUGACAGAGCAGCUGGUGAAAGAUGCCGGAAUUGUUGGUUCACACCUGCAAAGUUGAGCUGCUGACUGGAUUGUGUAUAUAGAUAGCUGACCUUUUUUAGCUUUCAGUUAUAUGGCGGGAUUAGGAGGUGUCCUGUUCAUCUAUGCAAAAUUUUGGGUCGUAGGUUAGAUACCCGCAUGUUCUACCAUUAAUUAUGUUCUCAAUGCUCAUGCAUAUGCAAAACCUAUAUAUUCUUUGUUGUAUGCUGAGUGAAACUAUAAUAAUGUUGCUUUAUGAGUGUCUUUUGAGCAAAUCGUAGUGAAUAUUGGUUUUGAGCUGUUGAAUAGACCUAUACAAUCUUUUGAGCCAACCUCUCUCUAAGCG